Molecule: messenger RNA, 2202 nt
Organism: Electrophorus electricus (electric eel)
Lineage: Eukaryota; Metazoa; Chordata; Actinopteri; Gymnotiformes; Gymnotidae
Gene: yars1
Product: tyrosyl-tRNA synthetase 1
Biological process (GO): tyrosyl-tRNA aminoacylation
Molecular function (GO): tRNA binding; tyrosine-tRNA ligase activity; ATP binding
Source: RefSeq, a predicted model, not a curated record
AACCUACAUAAAACAUUACUCAUAGCUAUUAGACACUUUUAUUUUGAAACAAAUGACGUCCUUCAUGUGAGAAGAAUUUGUCGCCGGCGUUUCUGUAGACGUUUAGUAACAUUCCAGGCUCACGUGCGGUAGUUGGAUAGCUGUUUUUAAACUGUAUAUUAUUAAUAUUUUGAGUUGAGCCAAGGCACCAUGGGAGAGCAGUUUAGUCCAGACGAGAAAUUCAGCCUCAUUACCAGAAACCUUCAGGAAGUUCUUGGGGAAGAGAAGCUUAAGCAAAUUCUUCAGGAAAGAGAAUUAAAAGUAUACUGGGGCACUGCGACCACUGGCAAGCCCCAUGUUGCCUACUUUGUUCCCAUGUCAAAGAUUGCAGACUUCCUGAAGGCUGGUUGUCAGGUCACCAUCCUCUUUGCUGAUCUUCAUGCUUACUUGGACAACAUGAAGGCUCCCUGGGAGCUGCUGGAGCUCCGGGUUCAGUACUAUGAACAGGUUAUCAAGGCAAUGCUGGAGAGCAUUGGGGUUCCCCUGGAUCGGCUCAAGUUUGUCAAAGGCACAGACUUCCAGCUGAGCAGGGAGUACACCCUGGAUGUGUAUCGGCUGUCUUCCAUUGUGACUGAGCAUGAUGCCAAGAAGGCUGGAGCUGAGGUGGUGAAGCAGGUGGAGCACCCCCUCCUGAGUGGCCUGCUCUACCCUGGACUACAGGCUCUGGAUGAGGAGUACUUAAAGGUGGAUGCUCAGUUUGGUGGCGUGGACCAGAGGAAGAUCUUCACUCUGGCAGAAAAGUACCUGCCCUCUCUCGGUUACACAAAACGAAUCCACAUGAUGAACCCGAUGGUGCCUGGCCUGACUGGAAGCAAGAUGAGCUCUUCUGAAGAGGAUUCCAAGAUAGACCUUCUUGACAAGAAAGAAGAUGUCAAGAAGAAGCUGAAGAAGGCCUUCUGUGAGCCUGGGAAUAUUCAGAACAAUGGAGUUCUUUCCUUCGUCAAGCAUGUCCUCCUCCCACUGAAUUCUGAAUUUGUGAUUAAAAGAGAUCCUAAGUGGGGAGGGGACAAAGUUUACACAGACUUUGAGGAAGUAGAGAAGGACUUUGCUGAGGAGCAUAUCCACCCAGGUGACUUAAAAGCUUCAGUGGAGGUGGCACUGAACAAACUUCUGGACCCCAUCAGGAAAAAGUUUGAUACACCAGAGUUGAGGAAACUAACCAGUUCAGCCUAUCCCAAUCUCUCUAAAAACAAGAGUGCAUCAAAAGGAAACCCCCAAAAUAAACUGGAGGAAGAGAUCAUUCCAUCCAGACUGGAUCUCAGAGUGGGAAAAAUUGUCAGUGUACAGAAGCACCCAGAUGCAGACUCCCUGUAUUUAGAGAAGAUUGACAUUGGAGAGGAGCAGCCUCGGACUGUAGUAAGUGGCCUAGUGGCCUACGUUUCCCAGGAGCAGCUGCAGGACCGGCUUGUGGUUUUGCUGUGCAACCUGAAGCCCCAGAAGAUGCGAGGGAUCGAGUCUCAGGCCAUGCUGCUCUGUGCCUCAGUCGAGGGAGAGCCCAGGCAAGUAGAGCCACUGGAUCCACCUGAGGGAUCAGCACCGGGUGAUCGCGUUUAUGUAGAAGGCUAUGAAUCCGGGAAACCUGAUGAUGAGCUGAAGUCAAAGAAGAAUGUGUUUGAGAAACUGCGGGUGGACCUGAAGAUCUCAGCUGAAUGCGUAGCUAAGUGGAAAGAGAAUGAUCUAAUGACCAAACUAGGAAAAAUUACUUGUAAAACACUCAAAGGUGGCAACAUCAGUUAGAUAUUCUCUUCUUCUUUUUCCCCCAACUCAGUCUUCAAGACUAGACUUUCAGACCAGUAUCCCAAUGACAACUGCACAGUGCCAGAUAACAUUCAGAUAUGUAUUCUAGUAGUGAUUAAAGGCUAGUUUAAAACCAACUAAUAACAAUUUACAAGCGAGUCAGUUUUCAUCAUGCCUAAAAUGUGCUGUACAUUGCAUGUACUGGUGUCCAACAAUCUUUAGGAUAAUGUGCUUCAAUGAACAAUGGUUUACAUUUAAAAUAGAUAAAGGGUGUUCACCUAGUCACAUUCAUUUAUAUUGCUUAGUUGCCAGGAAUGAGGUUGGUCAAAUUCGAGAAAACAGUUGCAUUGUAGACUAAACUUUACAUAUGUAAGAGAUAAUACUAAUGCAAUAUAUCCAAAAUAAACAUGGAAAUUUAAGAAACAC